This is a messenger RNA of Drosophila grimshawi, 3359 nucleotides long. It is a transcript of the gene sens-2, whose product is annotated as zinc finger protein sens. Gene Ontology annotation, biological process: regulation of transcription by RNA polymerase II. The record is from RefSeq and is a predicted model, not a curated record. NCBI's taxonomy places the organism in Eukaryota, Metazoa, Arthropoda, Insecta, Diptera, Drosophilidae. Gene Ontology annotation, molecular function: RNA polymerase II cis-regulatory region sequence-specific DNA binding; DNA-binding transcription factor activity.
CGGUUCGUUUCGCUGCGGUUGCUCGCUCGUUCGCUCAGAAUAUAACUGUAACCGCAAAAGAAGUAAAGCCAACGAGUGCGAUUGCGAGUAUUAUCGUUGUUGUUGUUCUUGUUCACGUUGUUGUGUGGCUCUCUCGCACAGCUUCUCGCUGGCGUCGCAGCCGCUGUCGACGUCGACGCUCAACUUGAUUUCUUCCAAUCUUGGCUGGGAAAUCCGAUUCGCAACAAUUUUGGAAUAGACGUCUAAUUUGCGUGUGUGUUGCGAUAAGAGCAAGUACACCCCACCCCGCCACACCACCCACACUCACACCCAUCCACCCACCCUGUCGUUGUGUGAAGCGCAACUCGCUGCUGUCGCUGUCGCUGGCACUGCCACUACCGCUGCCGCCGCCGCCGCCGCCGUCGCUGUUCUGUUCUGUUGUAGUUUCAAUCAGCCGCCAGAUUCAACUCUCAGUCUCUCAGCCUCAGCUAGCGCCGGCGUCAACUCAGCUGCGUUCCAUGGCUUCCACUCAGCGUUGAGCAGCUCCCACGACCAGCGACCGGCCGUGAUUAACUUUUACUGUUCUCAGUCAGUCCGCUCGAUGACGCCGAACACAACAGUAGCUACCCAGCAGCCCAGCAGCAGCAGCAGAAGCAGCUUGUAUGGCGCGAGUGCCGUCUAACAGAAUACCAAAAAUAAAAUAAAAAUAAAUAAAUCUGUUCCGGUUUAGCGUUGUUACCGUUUUCCUAGUCGCGCGUGCAAAUCACAAUUCCGUAAACGAUUCCCAUACUCCCUUCCCGUGGCUGCCGAUGCCGCCGUCGCGUGUGCAAAUUGAAAGAUUUUAAAACGUUACCAAAUCAAAAUUGAAAUAUUCAAAAAUUGCCAAAACCAAAAAAGAAACAAGAAAUCAAAGAAAAACUCAUCUCAUGAACGUUGGCAAGAUGCAAGCGCCUGGCCAGCACCAGCAUCCGCAUCAUUUGCUGCAUCAGGCUGCAUCCGCUGCGCCGCCACCGACGCAACAGCAUCAUCUGCCCAUCGAUUAUAGUUUGGGCAACUUUAAGCCCGCCAUUGCUGCCGAUUUUCCCGGCGGCCCCUUUGUCGCCAGCCCCCAGCAGCAGCAGUCAUCCUCAGCCUCCUCCACGUCGCCGCCCUCGAUUGUCACGUCAAGCGCUUCGCUGCAGGUGCGAGAUCUCAGCGCGUUGACCACAAUGGCAGCGAUACCCUCGCCCACACAGCUGCUCCAUCAGCGCAUGCAACAGGCCCAAAUCACUGUGGAUGCCCAUCAGCAGCAGCAACACCAACAGCAGCAGCAGCAGCAGCACCACCACCACCACCAACAUCAGCAGCAUCAACAAAUGCCGCCGGCGGCAACAUCGCCCCACGAUUACGCGCCCAUGUCCGCCUUCAAGGCGGUGCUACCCAAAAAGCGAACUUCCGACGAUGCGUCGCACCCCUUUAGCAUAAGCAGAUUGGUCAAGACUGAACACCUGACGGCAAUUGUGGCCGCUGCUGGCCUGAAGCCGCCGCCGCCUCUGCCUCUGCCGGCGCACAGCGUCGCCUUGGCGGAGGACAACAACAACUCCAUCUCGAUGCUGAGCAAGAACCAACAGCAACAGCACGAACCACACAAUAUUCAGCGUCCCAAGCUGUUGCCUUAUUUAAGCGCCAGCGAGCAACUUCGUCAAUCGCGCUCCCGAUCGAGAUCGCGUUCGCGCAGCGCCUCGCACUGCUCCUCGCAGAUCGACAUGGACGAUGCGGAUAGCAGUCAUGAGCGGUACUCACGGCAUUCGCAACGCUCGCUGCACUCGAGAUCCCGUUCCCGCUCCAGAUCACGAUCGCACUCGAGCAGCUCCUCUGUGGAGCUGGAGGUGGACUCGCCACCCGGUAGUCCCAGCAUCAGUUCACCCAGUGCCGCCUCUGUUUCCGCAUCCGAGCUGCUUAUCACGGCCAACAGCAACAUCAGCGCCAAGAAAUCGGAUCUCUUCUCCGUCUCCGCGCUCCUGCGUCGCGAUGAACCCACAACACGUCGCGUCCGUAGUCCACCGCUUGGCCUCGCCGGCGCCUCGACUGCUGCGCUGUCAGCGCUGCCCACCAAUCCGCUGGAAGUCAUGCGCCAGAGCUACCCGCCCAACUACGAUGCUGCCAUGUUUCAGCGCCCCAUCUUCUCACCAGCGCUGCCCUUCUUUGCCGCCAUUGCCUUCCACCAGGGUCAGCAGCAGCAACAGCAACAGCAAUCCGGACUAGUCACUAGUUACCAUCCGGACUCACAGGAAAAUCUCUUCCGGCUGCGCAGCCUAAUGGUGCCACUGCAAUCUGCUGGCCAGAAUGGCUCCACAGCGGCAGCGGCGGCGGCGGCGGCGGCAGCAGCAGCGGCUGUUGGUGUGGGCGUGCCACCCGGUGGCGGACAUUUGGGUCUGCCACAUCCGCCGCAUCUGCACUUUCAUCACAUGGCGGCCAAGUGGCCGGGCCUGCAUCAAUUUAGCGACCUGUACUCGUGCAUGAAGUGCGAGAAAAUGUUCUCCACGCCCCAUGGACUCGAGGUGCACUCGCGCCGCACCCACCACGGCAAGAAGCCCUACGCCUGUGAGCUAUGCAACAAGACCUUCGGCCACGAGGUCAGCCUCAGCCAGCACAGGGCGGUGCACAAUGUGGAAAAGGUCUUUGAGUGCAAACAGUGCGGCAAACGCUUCAAGCGCUCCAGCACCCUCUCCACCCAUCUGCUCAUCCACAGCGACACGAGGCCUUAUCCCUGCAGCUACUGCGGCAAGCGAUUCCAUCAAAAGAGUGAUAUGAAGAAGCACACCUACAUUCACACCGGUGAGAAACCGCACAAGUGCCAGGUGUGUGGAAAGGCUUUUAGCCAGAGCUCCAACCUGAUAACGCAUUCACGCAAGCAUACCGGCUACAAGCCAUUCUCCUGCAAGCUGUGCCACAAGUCCUUCCAGCGCAAGGUGGAUCUGCGACGUCACAAGGAGACACAGCACACAGAUCUGCGCGUCCAUCUCGGCAAGGUGGACUUCAUGUCUGCCGCAGCGGCAGCCGCAGCCGUUGCCGAACUGAAUGGAGCUCCGGGUGCUGGCAUGAGUAUGUCAGCUGGUGGUGCAGCACCACAAACCGGUACAGGAGCGCCCGUAAGUGCCACCACGCCGGUCAACUCGAUGAAUUGCCAAAAGGUAUCACUGCUGGCAUAACAUCAGCAGCCAGUAUCAGUUCCAGUCGCAGUUGCAGUUGCAGUACCGCCUACCCCCCCAUUCCCAUUCACUCGGAACAAUUGUGCAAUAGCUGCCGAGUUAAAUGUUCGGCAUGCAUUUCCACACGUUGAAAAUAGAUGUUAAUGAAAUUUGAAUAGUUUAAGCCGACAAAAAAGCAAAAAACCAAAC